Sinocyclocheilus anshuiensis is the source of this 1470-nucleotide messenger RNA. Its product is annotated as traB domain-containing protein-like. The record is from RefSeq and is a predicted model, not a curated record. The coding region runs from base 435 to 965 and encodes 176 amino acids. The transcript is spliced from 6 exons. Lineage: Eukaryota; Metazoa; Chordata; Actinopteri; Cypriniformes; Cyprinidae.
ACAUUACCCAGAAAGCAUUGCAAUAACAGGCGGCGCUACAGAGUCAUGCGAGCAGCUGAGCUGUAGCUCUAACUUUAAUCAUUUCACUUUUGCCGAGGCUAGCAAAUAUACUAAAGUCAAGGUGGUAGUUUUAGUAUUAUUUAAAUAUCUCUAUGAUAAAAUGCAAUGUUAUAAUCGUCACGGCGCGCCAAAAUAAGUAUUGUUAGCUAGUUCUUUAAAGUUUUUAAAGGGGCUUCGCGUAUAUUAGCAUAGCAUCAGCUAACAGCUGCGUGGAUGUGUGCGCAGUUAGCCUGUAGCCGAACUACCUUGUCAAGAAUCAUCCCUCAGUACAACUGACUGUCCGACACCGGUCCAAUCCGAUCCGGUACUUUCGUGGGAAGAGUGGACAAGCUGUGUGCCAAGUCAAAUGUUGAGGUUUUACUGAACAGUGGACAAUGGAUCAGGACAACAACUCGGAGGAUGACUCAGUUGGCCAAGCAGAAGAUGAUACACAACCUCCAUUUCCUCUUGGACUCUGUGAGUACAAGGAGGAUGUAGAGAAAUGUAAACAAAAGGACCUUCUGGAGCAGACCAUGUCAGAAAUGAUUGGCGAGUUUCCAGCCCUCCACCGCACUAUUGUUGCAGAACGAGACAUCUACCUCACACACACACUUAGACAAGCAGCGCGCUGUGUGGAGGCGCCUCCUAACGCUGAGAAAGUGCCUGCUGUGGUGGUUGGAGUGGUCGGGAUGGGUCAUGUUCCUGGUAUUGAGAGGAACUGGGAUGAAGAGCUCAAUAUUCAUGAGAUCAUGCGCGUGGCUCCACCCUCUCGAUUUGGCUGGGUAGUACGCAAUGUGUUGAAAGGAGCCAUGUGGGGGCUUCUGGGUUAUGCCUGCUUCCGUGCCAGCAAGGGUGUGGGGAGGGUGUUACUGUCCUUUCCGACAGUCCAAUCGUUGCUUGAAAAUAUACGAACACCUUCCGUUUGACCCUUUUUUAUCGGCACAGACUUUUCAGCAGUGAGAUCAGGAUGUCACACUGAACACCAAUAGCCUUAACUACAGGAUGGUGGUUGGGUGAAGGGGAAAAUUAUAGGCAAACAUCGUCUCCAUCCCAUAUGAAAUAAACAAUAUGGGUAGAAGCUUUUGACUAGCUCUCUACCUCCUCAACCCUCUGUCCAUCCGCUCUGUGGACGCAGAGCUGUACUGCCAAAGAAAUCGGACCGUGCUUUCAUUCCCCUUUUCCUCAUUCUUAAAGUAUGACCUACUAGGAAAUUAGCUGCAGCAGGAUUUCCCACCUAAUCAUUCAACUUGAACUGAAGUUUUAUUUUGCUGUGAUUUACUCUUGGUUGGCUCCUGCAAAUAGUUGAUGCAUUUUGUUUCCCAGCAGUCCAGUGUUGUUUUUCCCUGAGAGUCAACGUUUUCAUCUGCGACCUAAUCUGUAGUUCAUUAAGAAUGAAUGAUAAAGCCACCUUUUUUUAUUAAUGGAACAAUA